UUGCAGUGGUGUGGGGGAAGCACAAUAGUUUUGAGUUUAUCCUCUACGCUUAAAAAUGUUUAUAAGGCAAGGUUAUCGAAGAAUUGAUCCAUUAGUGUUAGUGCUUUUUGAGAACGUUCUGAACGCUCAGUUAAAGCUAUCGAUUGAACUUGCAACAUGAAUAAUAUAGUAGAAGAUGAAUAUGUUGGAAAAGGGCAAAAUGGAAUUGUUCAACCCCUACUCACCGAUUUGUACCAAAUAACUAUGGCAUAUGCUUAUUGGAAAUCUGGAAAAAGAAAUGCCACAGCGGUAUUUGACUUAUAUUUUCGGAAAAAUCCUUUUCACGGUGAAUUUACUAUAUUUGCAGGACUAGAAGAAUGUUUGAAAUUUCUGUGCAAGUUUCAUUAUUCAGAUUCCGAUAUACAGUAUUUAAGAAAAAUUUUACCAACAUCAACAGAAGAUGAGUUUUUUAGAUAUUUGCAAAGUCUUACAGUAGAAGAUGUAACGCUUUAUUCAGUCCCAGAAGGAACCGUUGUAUUUCCAAGAGAACCAUUAUUAAGAGUUGAAGGUCCUCUGAUAAUUGUACAAAUUUUGGAAACAACCUUAUUAAAUUUGAUUAAUUAUGCAUCUUUGAUGUCAACAAAUGCUGCAAGAUUCCGAUUAGCUGCAGGCCAAUUGAAACUAUAUGAAUUUGGUCUCAGGCGAGCUCAAGGUCCUGAUGGAGGAUUAUCUGCUUCAAAGUAUUCUUAUAUUGGUGGUUUUGAUGGUACUAGUAAUGUAUUGGCAGGAAAACUGUACAACAUUCCAGUUAAAGGUACUCAUGCUCAUUCUUAUGUAACAUCAUAUUGUUGCCUACCAGAGUUAGUUUUGACGCAGUUGAGUCCAAAGUCAGGUGGUGAGAAACGUGAAUUUCUACAGCAUGCAAUGAAAUGGAGGGAACAAUUGAUGUCCUUUUUUCAAGUACCAACAUCCCAAGCCAAUGAUGGGGAACUAGCAGCCUUUGUAUCUUUUGCUAUUGCUUUUCCUGAUGGAUUUAUGGCACUAGUGGAUACUUACGAUGUUGUGAAAAGUGGCCUUUUUAAUUUUUGUUCAGUUGGUUUGGCUCUGCUGGAUUUUGGCUACACUCCCAUAGGAAUAAGGUUGGAUAGUGGUGAUCUAGCAUAUUUAUCUAACAUUGCAAGAUCAUGUUUCAAAAAGAUUGCUGACAAUUUUAAAGUACCUUCCUUCGAAAAAUUAUUAAUUAUGGCUUCAAAUGAUAUCAAUGAAGAAACAAUUUUGAGCCUGAAUGAACAGGGUCAUAGUAUUGAUGCUUUUGGAAUUGGUACACAUUUAGUAACUUGUCAAAAACAACCAGCAUUGGGUGGUGUUUUUAAAAUGGUUGAAAUUGAUGGACAACCUCGCAUUAAAUUAAGUCAUGAUGUUGAAAAAGUAACCAUACCAGGAAGAAAAGAAACUUUUCGUUUAUAUGGUGGAGAAGGUUAUGCCCUCAUUGACAUCUUACAAAGAACUGUGGAGGAACCUCCUCAAGAAAAUCAUCGAGUUCUUUGUCGUCAUCCUUUUCAAGAAUCUAAAAGAGCUUAUGUUACACCUGUGAAAGUUGAAAAACUUCUUACCCUGUAUUGGAGCAAAGGAAAAAUUUGUCAAAAACUCCCAAACAUGCAAGAAAUCCGUGAAAGAGUCAAAAGUUCCUUGAGAAUACUCAGGUCUGACAUCAAACGCAGUUUGAAUCCCACUCCUUAUAAAGUAUCUGUAAGUGACAAUUUAUAUACUUUUUUACACGAAUUGUGGCUUGAGAAUGCACCUAUUGGGGAAUUGUCCUGAAAUAGAGUUACUUAUAGUGACUUGGUGCUCACAGUGAAAAAAUUCAAGAAAUAUUAACCAAACAAAUGAUAAACUUUUGCUGAGCUGAUUUUAAUCUUUGUAUGUUUACUGAUUACCAGCCAUUCUAAUUAAAGCUUCAAUUUAGCAUCUCAAAAAUGGCUUUCUAAUAUUUGUUUUGAAUAUCACAGCUUCCAAAUCAAUUUCUCUUUUUGCCAUAAAUCAAUUCAAAGUAUUGAUGCAGUAUUCAAUUGAGAAUAAAGUAAUUUGUAGCACUAUAAAACAUGCUUUCUAGUUUGUUCAAAAUCAAUUACAUGAUUCAAAAAUCAUAGUGAUGAAGAAAUUCAUUAAAACAAUUGCGUAUUGGUAGUUACAAUUAAUUUGAAAAGAUUAUUCUUAACAUUAAGUGAAAUAAACUUAUCACUUUUUAGUGCCUAUGGAUAUAAUUUUUUUAUGCUCUGAGGACUUUUACUACUCAUCUGUGUAAAACUGCUGAAAAGAAUUUUCUCCAAUGGAUGACAUUUUUUAAAUUUCAUCGUAAUUCAUGAAAUUUUAAUAUCAAUAAUUUAUUAGUUAGUUAUCAUAGCAGUAAAAACAGUGAUUUAUCUAACAUCAUAGUUCAUUUCAGAAUUAACAUAAUUUUCAUCAUCAAUCAAAGAUUUGUUGUUUUAGACUAGACUAUAUGGUUUAUGUUAUUAUUCUAAAGUGGUGAACCUAGAUAUAAAUAUCUUAACCUUUUAUGGAAAAUAUAUCAUGAAUUGAUAGAAUAAUUGAUAAAAAAACUACCAGUAUUAAAUAUGGAUUUUAUUUGGUAAGAUAUUGAUGGAUUCACUUAAAUGAUCUAAAUGGUGGAUAUCAGUAAACUUACACAGCAAAAUUUCAUACAAAUUGAAAUAAAUUUCGAUAUUGCAAUCAUUGUAUAGAGAACUAAUAUUCUUUGUACAAUGGUGAAGUAUUUAAAAACUAUAAAUCUUAAUUAUUUUAUAUAUUCUACCACAAGUUGGUUGAAAACGAAUUUUUUCAUCUUAUUUUUAAUUUUCUUAAUUAUAUUAUUUAAUUCUAUAUACACUUUAUUCUGUUUAUUUGUGUUUUUUAUAUUUAUCCAUAUUUUCAUUAUUCAGUCGAUGUAAAUUUAAUUUUGAUGAAUAAAUUUUCAACACUUCAUUUCAUUACUUUAGAAUAAUCUCCAGAAAAUUGCUGAAUUUUCUGUUACAUCAAAAAUUUCCAAAUUUUACAUUCCACAAUUUUUUUACGGUAAAUAUUUUCAACAAAAACAAAUUCCACUGGGGAAAAACAAAUUAUGUUAUUUUGAUUUAGUAGUUUUAUUCUUGUUUUGUUUUGUGUUUUGUUUGUUUCUUUGGUUAUUUUUUAUGAAAUAUUACGUACAACUUGGAUUAUAAUUGAAAUCUCUUGUAAAGUAUGCACAAAACUGUCUGAAUUCUGAAUUGUCAACCUUGGAUUUACAAUUGAAUAUGUAUUUCAGAUAAUAUCCAGAUCAGAGAAAUAAUUAGUAUUUUUAUAUUUGUGCAUUCUAUAAAUGUAGUUGUUUUGUUAAAACAAUUUUUUAUGAACUCCAAGUGAAUCUAAUAUUUUAUUGUAAAAAAGUUAAAACGAAUUUUUAUAUACUAUAAUGAGAGAAUUAGAUAAGACCAAAGAUUUUAUAUUCUUAUAUAGUUUUUUAUUUGUUGAAUGAAUUAGAUUAUUUGAUCAGUGGAGAAGCGAUAAGCUAUAUAAAUUUGUAACAAUAUCUGUUUAUAUGGUUGGAAUCUCCACUACACAGUUAAAUUCUUAAUAAACAAUAAAAUAAACUAAA
Molecule: messenger RNA, 3610 nt
Organism: Harmonia axyridis
Lineage: Eukaryota; Metazoa; Arthropoda; Insecta; Coleoptera; Coccinellidae
Product: nicotinate phosphoribosyltransferase
Exons: 1
Coding region: 157-1800 (547 amino acids)
Biological process (GO): NAD+ biosynthetic process
Molecular function (GO): nicotinate phosphoribosyltransferase activity
Source: RefSeq, a predicted model, not a curated record